GGAGUGGAGGAAUACAAUUAGUUGGGCAAGUCGUAGUCCAUUGUUCCAUAUGAAAAAUUCUAUUUGUCAAGAAACGAAAAUAGAAACAAGUUUAGGUAUUACUACUCGUCAUGUUACUACAGUAGCAUUUAUUUCUGCAUCAAGUUGUUUACAAAAGCACCAUAUCGAACAUAGGUUUCGUGAUUUCGUACGUUUCGGUUCAUCACACUGUCGGGUAUUUGGUAGAUGUAGAAAAACACGAUGCUUUUGGGUGAAGUGUAGCUGGGUUGAAUUCUCCGAAAGGGAUGAAAUGGAAGGAACUCACUUUGUUCACAAAUGGCUUUGUUUGGGAAAUGUUGAAAACGUUGCACGAGAACAUCUUCGUUUGGUUGGUACUGCACAGUCUACUUCUUCAGGAGAAGUGGAAGAAAAGAAACAGUCUCAGUUUAGUCAAACCACUAAGAUUUCCUUCGAUACCGUUUUACAAGAAUUGAGUUCGAUCCAAAAGGACGGUCCUUCCAAUAUAGCUAUUUUGGGAACCAGACACUGUUCUUUAUUACAUCAGCAGAUUGUAGAGCUGUUAACCUAUGCCAAUGUUCUUAUAGGUAAUCAUAUCUAUACUUCAGGUGGUGGAGGUACCAAUUCAGCAGCCAUUCGAGGUGCUUUGAGAGCAGAGAAGCCUCAUUUGUUGACAGUCAUUUUGCCUCAGAGUCGAAGUAAACAACCUAAAGAGGCACAAGAGUUGCUGAAACAUGUUACUCAAGUGAUUGAGAUGCCACAUAACGAUAAUCUUCCUUUAGAUGUAUCUUCAAGAUUGUGCAAUUCGAGUAUCAUUAGUAAAUGUCAGCAGUUGAUAUCUUUUGUGUUUCAUGAUAGCGAUGUUUUGUUGGAAGCAGUAAAAGAAACGAAAUCAUUGAAAAAGUUGGUUACUUUGUUAUAUUUGGAUUAAAAGGGGGAAAAAUUUCUAUUGGCCUCACAAAUGGUCACAUCCAUAUUAUCAUUGUUUUCGGGAUCGUUACGCACCACAACUAUCAGACGAUUAUGGAUAUGGAAACGCCUCAUAUGGAUUCCUUGUAGUUCAAACUUGGAUUCAUUAUAUACUAGUCACAAACUAUCAACAACGAGAACACAUAUUGUUACUGGACUUUCUCGAGAAAAAGGUUGCUUCAAGACACGACCAACAUACUACCAGAUAGUGCACGGUCUUGGACACUUUUCUACCAACCAGAAAAAACACACCGG
Galdieria sulphuraria is the source of this 1221-nucleotide messenger RNA. RefSeq lists its product as uncharacterized. The transcript is spliced from 2 exons. NCBI's taxonomy places the organism in Eukaryota, Rhodophyta, Bangiophyceae, Galdieriales, Galdieriaceae. The record is from RefSeq and is a predicted model, not a curated record. Bases 50 to 928 code for a protein of 292 amino acids.